AUGCUUUCCAAUCUCACCGUGGACAGCCCAGCCGUAUUCCUCCUGACGGGUAUCCCUGGGCUAGAAAAUGCCCAGUCCUGGCUCACCGUUCCACUGUGCACCAUGUAUAUGGUUGCAGUUCUGGGGAACUGCACCAUCCUCUUCAUCAUCCACACAGAGCCCAGCCUCCACCAGCCCAUGUACUAUUUCCUGAGCAUGUUGGCCCUCUCUGACCUGGGCCUCUCGGUGUCCACCAUGCCCACAAUGCUGAGCAUCUUCCUCCUCAACUCCCGGGAGGUGAACAUCAACGCCUGCAUCGCCCAGCUGUACUUCAUCCACACGUUCUCCCUCAUGGAGUCGGCUGUGCUGCUGGCCAUGGCCUUUGAUCGCUUUGUGGCCAUCCAGCAGCCCCUCAGGUACGCCUCCAUCCUGACGGACUCGACUGUCCUCAGGAUUGGGCUGGCGUUUGCUGUAAGGAGUGUCUUUAUGGUAAUGCCUACCCCUAUUCUCCUUCGCCGGCUGCAGUUCUGCCUUCCCAAUGUCCUCUCCCACUCCUUCUGCCUGCACCAGGAUGUCAUGAAGCUGUCCUGCUCUGACAGAAGGAUCAACAGCAUCCUUGGACUCUUUGUUGUUGUCUCCACCAUGGGCCUGGACUCUGUGCUCAUUGUCCUCUCCUACAUCCUGAUCAUCAGCACGGUGCUGGGCAUUGCAUCCCAAGAUGAGCGUCUCAAGGCCCUGAACACCUGUGUCUCCCACAUCUGUGCUGUCCUGAUCUUCUACAUCCCCAUGAUCGGCAUUUCCAUGAUCCACCGGUUUGGGAAACAUGCUUCUCCCCUGGUGCAUGUCCUCAUGGCUGAUGUCUAUGUGCUGGUGCCCCCAGUGAUGAACCCCAUUGUGUACAGUGUGAAAACUAAGCAGAUUCGGCGGCGGAUACUCCUGAGAUUUCAGAGGCAAAGAUCCCUGGAAGAACACUAA
Messenger RNA from Dromaius novaehollandiae (emu), 954 nucleotides. RefSeq names its product olfactory receptor 51L1-like. The record is from RefSeq and is a predicted model, not a curated record. Gene Ontology annotation, molecular function: G protein-coupled receptor activity; olfactory receptor activity. Lineage: Eukaryota; Metazoa; Chordata; Aves; Casuariiformes; Dromaiidae. Gene Ontology annotation, cellular component: plasma membrane. Gene Ontology annotation, biological process: G protein-coupled receptor signaling pathway. Bases 1 to 954 code for a protein of 317 amino acids. The transcript has a single exon.